AAGCGUGAAUCACGGUUAUCUCCAUCACUAUUACUUUUUUUUUCUUCCCUCCCCAUUGCGCCUCGCUCUCUACCCACCUACAUCUUACACCUUAACUUAACUUCACAUCACUUAACAUUACCUAGCGAAUAUUACUUGCUUACAUUGUUCUUGUGCGUGCUUAAUGCAUUUUAAAGCGUACACUUGCACUGUGCAUCCAUUGUGUCAUUCACGAUUGAUUGGCUGCUUACCAACAAAAGCGCGUCUAAUACUUAUCUAGAUAUUUACAUAAAUUCUACCCUACCCAUUACACCUCUCAAAGCCGUUGCUUCGUCGCUAUGAUUAAUUGACCAUUCCAUUCUUUUCAAGAUCGCGGCCGUUCCCGCGGUGUUUUGAAAAAGAGGCGCUAUGGUUAUGAAGCAGGAUUUCAGCGCUCCGCGCAAGAAAGCGCUGACAACCUACGGGAAAGCCCCCCGUAAAAGACAACCAAAGACGACUUUUACUCCGCCCGCGUUCCCCCCUAUACCCGAGGACGAUGACUCUACCUCGAAACGCAAAGCUACCGUAGCGCAUCGUCGACCUUCACUUCUUACCUCGCCAUUGCGAAAGCCUUCAUCGCCUUCUACAAGUCUCGAUAGGAAGAUCGAUGCAAAAGUAAAUACCGCUAGCCUACUGGAGAAUGGACAAAGCUCAGAUCGGAAGCGAAAGAUAUCCCAAGUGUAUUCGUCUAAGGGACGGACACAGGAGCAUCCCCAGCCUGAUCAAGCUCCCAUCCUCCCCAACCAUGUACCACACCGAUCGCGUUUAUCUACUUCUACCAAUAGCCACCAAACAGUUCGCCCUAUCGCGCGCCAGCGCACCUUCUCGGCCUCAUCGGAACAAAUGGUUGCUGAACCUACUGAAGCUAGACUAUCAAGCCCACCCCCAACACCGACUUUGCCGAGGGCUUUGGGGCGACCUAAGACUCUGGCUGCCAAAGGCUCGACGUCAUCAGCACCAGGUGCAAACGCGGCGGGGAAGGAGAAGCAGGGAAGUAUACAACAACAAAUACCUCUGCGCCUCGGCCGCGAAAGUCUCAAGAAACCAAAACCCUUAGUCCCGUCUUCGAAUGGCGUGGAUGAGGAGGUCCGGUCAGCCAUCCAAUCAGCUCCAGAUGGCGCUUCUAAGAAGCGUAGGAAGCGGUUGAUUGAUGCAUUGGUGGAGCAGAGCAGAGACGAAGAAGCCGACGAAAUUGACGAGAGUAAUGAAGCAAUUGAGGACCUUGAAAACCCGAGCCUGCCGACUCUAAGUCACCAGGUCUCCAGCGACAUUUCAAUGCUUGACUCGCAACCCUUGCCCCAAACCCCAAACCGAAUUGUUUCGACAGCUCAAUUGACCGCCACGAGAACCUUUGCACGCUCCACCAGCGCACUAAAAUUUACAUAUGGCCAGAAUAGGAAAGUUCUCGAGGAGGAGGGUGAUCUACUCGAGUCCCUCACUUUUCCUGAGUUGUCGGCUCCAUUGAAGGGUAGGCGUUUGGAACUUGGGACUCCGAAGAAAAAUACCAGCACCAGAGGCGUUCUGGAUGAAGAUGACCCUUCUAUUACUGGCUCGCCAAAUUCGAAACUUCGAGACAUCCAUGAGUUAAAACAGGCUGGAGCGAAUUCUCGUGUGGCUGAUACCAUGCAGGACUUAGCCGACCAGAUUGGUUCCCCAAGUGAGAAGCCUUCAUCGUCUCGAAGGGCAGCAUUGUUGCAAGUGGCGGAGAAAAUAAAGGAUAAGACCUUCAUGCGACAAUGCCGCGAUUUUGGUGCCGAGGCGGCAUUAUUUAAAGAUAUGGGGAAAGAAUCGGAUACUAUUUCAGGAUAUCUUAUUUCAGCAAUCCUCGCGACGAUACUUGCAAAAUGGCCAUCUACGCAUACACAGCAACUCGUCAGGCUCGGUGCCCCGGCGAAUAUGUUUGCUCACCUUCUCGGUACAUCGCGGGAUAUCAAGCUGAUAGCGCGAGACCGAAAGAGCAACUUAUCCAAAAGAAGCCAAACAUCGCUCAUUGCUGUUCAAAGUAUGCUAUGCGGGUUAUCAGUUUGGGAUAAGGCUAGCCCAUCCUGCAUUUCGCCUAGGAGUCUCGCCCUCAAAUGUUUGCACCUACUUGUUACACAGGAUGUCAACAUAAUCGGAGACCCCUCAAUUAUCUCUCCAGCAGUGAUAAAAGGCCUCUUUGCAGUACUCUCGGAGGCCGCCGAGAGUACGAAGAGCUGGGAUUAUCCUGCGGCAUCAGAAGCGAUCGACCUUGUCCACGCCCUAUCGAUUCUCAACUUCUAUGCUAUGAACAUUGCUGUAUCACGGCGCGGAAACACUGAUUGGGCCGCUCAAUACCUCCCAACUGUGGCUGAUGUCUUCAAAACCUUACAGACCGUAGAGCCGGAUACUAAGGCCCAAGAAACCGAGACUAGACUACUCGAAGGCUCCGUUUUAAGACUCAUUAUCAACAUCACGAAUAACAACUUAGAGGCGCCAGAGAUAUUUGUGUCAAAAGGACUUAUACCAGCUCUCGCUGGUUCGAUCACGAGCAACUUUGCUCAGGUUUGGGCGUCUCUAUCUCAGGACGCCUGGGUCGACGGAAUUUUGGACGGCUUGGUCCUUCGGUUGGGGAUUAUGAUCAACUUCUCCGAACACAGCUCUCUCGUAAGACACGUGAUUGACGAGUGUAAGCAUGAUGAUCAACGACCAGUUGAGGAGCUGAUCCGAUUAUUCUUGGAAAACUAUCGGAGAACAGCAGAGGCCGACUCAGUGGAAACUAGUCAAUUGAACGUUGCGUUCGGAUACUUGUCAGUUUUGCUUGGUUACCUGGCUUUGUAUCCGCCGGUACGUCAAAAAAUACGAUCAGCCCACAAGGCGAAGAGUAUAGGACCUUUGCUCGACUCGUUACGCGAGUUCAUUACCCACCAUAAGAAAGUGGAGAGCCAGAACGGGGAAGAAGAUGACGAGGACCCACAGGACCAUCAUGGGUACACAGAGCGGCUUCAGGAUCUAGUACGCCAGCUUGAGGAACAAGCAGCGCGUGAUUAACUUCAGAGACAACCCCCUCAGGGACUAGGUACAUUCUAGAGGGCUAUAUGCACGAUUUAUUAUGAUUGGGAAAUGUUU
Molecule: messenger RNA, 3105 nt
Organism: Hypoxylon trugodes
Lineage: Eukaryota; Fungi; Ascomycota; Sordariomycetes; Xylariales; Hypoxylaceae
Exons: 2
Coding region: 388-3027 (879 amino acids)
Source: RefSeq, a predicted model, not a curated record